AUGCAUUGCGGGCUGCUGGAGGAGCCUGAUAUGGAUUCCACAGAGAGCUGGAUUGAAAGAUGCCUAAAUGAGAGCGAGAGCAAGCGAUACUCGAGUCACACGUCUCUGGGGAACAUGUCCAACGAUGAACAUGAAGAGAAAGAAAACAACAGAGCCUCUAAACCACAUUCAACACCGGCUACUCUGGAAUGGCUAGAAGAGAACUACGAGAUAGCCGAAGGUGUGUGCAUUCCCCGAAGUGCCCUCUACAUGCAUUACCUGGACUUCAGUGAAAAGCACGACACACAGCCUGUGAAUGCAGCCAGCUUUGGAAAGAUUAUAAGGCAACAGUUUCCAGCACUGACUACCAGAAGACUGGGGACAAGAGGGCAGUCCAAGUACCACUACUACGGCAUAGCAGUGAAGGAGACCUCUCAGUAUUAUGACGUGAUGUACUCCAAAAAGGGAGCGGCGUGGGUGAACGAGACGGGGAAGAAAGAGGUCACGAAGCAGACAGUGGCGUAUUCACCGCGCUCCAAACUGGGGACGCUCCUGCCAGAGUUUCCAAAUGUCAAAGACCUAAAUUUGCCCGCCAGCCUGCCAGAAGAGAGGGUGUCAACCUUCAUCAUGAUGUACAGAACGCACUGUCAGAGGAUACUGGACACAGUCAUACGAGCCAACUUUGACGAGGUCCAAAGUUUCCUGCUGCACUUCUGGCAAGGCAUGCCGCCCCACAUGCUCCCUGUCCUCGGCUCCCCUACGGUGGUGAACAUAGUUGGUGUGUGUGACUCCAUCCUCUACAAGGCCAUCUCUGGGGUGCUGAUGCCCACCGUCCUGCAAGCACUGCCUGAUAGUUUGACUCAGGUUAUUCGAAAAUUUGCCAAACAGCUUGAUGAGUGGCUUAAAAUAGCACUUCAUGACCUCCCGGAAAACCUGAGGAAUAUCAAAUUUGAAUUAUCGAGGAGAUUCUCUCAGAUUCUAAAGCGGCAAACCUCAUUAAACCACCUAUGUCAGGCAUCGCGAACUGUGAUAAACAGCGCUGACAUCACCUUUCAAAUGCUGGAGGACUGGAGGAAUGUGGACCUGAACAGCAUCACCAAGCAGACACUUUACACCAUGGAGGACUCACAAGAGGAGCACAGGCAGCUUAUUAUCCACUUGUAUCAGGAGUUUGACCGUCUACUUGAGGAGCAGUCUCCAAUCGAGGCUUACAUCGAGUGGCUGGACUCCAUGGUGGACCGCUGUGUCGUCAAGGUGGCAGGGAAGAGGCCCGGGUGCCUAAAGAAGGUGGCCCAACAGUUCCUGCUGAUGUGGUCGUGUUUCGGUACCAGAGUCAUCCGGGAUAUGACCCUCCACAGCGCACCCAGCUUUGGGUCCUUCCACCUGAUCCAUCUCAUGUUUGAUGAUUAUGUUCUUUACCUGCUGGAGUCCUUGCACUGCCAGGAGAGGGCCAACGACCUUAUGAGGGCCAUGAAGGGCGAGGGCAGCACAGCAGAGAGAGAGGAGGAAUUCACGCUGACAGAAACCACUCCCACCUCCCCAUCUCCAGCAUCCUACUCUCCGGCUCGGUCGGUCCAUUCUGUGGGCGUUUCCUCGGCCAGCUCCCCCACAGCAGCCGUGUCCCCGGAGUACACAGGAGUCACUGCCACCACAGGCGCUGUUCAGUCAUAUACCUGGUCCCUUACAUACACAGUGACAACAGCAGGCGGCUCCACUCCAGAGGCCGGGCAGCAGCUGUCCUGUAUGAGGAGCAGUGCACCAGUCCCUCCUCCAUCCUCAACCCAUCGGAUGCCAGUCUACACCCACAGAGAGGAGCAUGGAUAUACUGGCAGCUACAACUACGGCAGCUACGCCAACCAGCACCCUCACUCCAUCCAGAGCCAGUACCCAAGUCUUGCCCAUGAGCCGGCAAUCCCAGCCCCCCUCCACUACUCCGCUUACCACCGCUCAUCUGCACAGUACCAGCUCAAUGGUCAGAUGUCCCGUAUGGAGCCUUGCUUGAUGGGCAGCACUCCUCGCUUGCACCCCGCACCUGUCGCCCCCCGGUGGCCAGAUGUGUCACCGGCUAACAGCUGUUACACCAGCCCACCUAUGCAUUCAUCCCGCUAUGCCGCUUCCGGGGACAUGUACUCUCCCCUGGGCCCACGCAGGAACUCAGAGUAUGAACACUCACAGCAUUUCCCUGGCUUUGCCUACAUCAAUGGAGAGGCCACCACAGGAUGGGCAAAAUAA
Scomber japonicus (chub mackerel) is the source of this 2211-nucleotide messenger RNA. It is a transcript of the gene rfx4, whose product is annotated as regulatory factor X, 4. Gene Ontology annotation, molecular function: RNA polymerase II cis-regulatory region sequence-specific DNA binding; DNA-binding transcription factor activity, RNA polymerase II-specific. Bases 1 to 2211 code for a protein of 736 amino acids. The transcript is spliced from 18 exons. The record is from RefSeq and is a predicted model, not a curated record. NCBI's taxonomy places the organism in Eukaryota, Metazoa, Chordata, Actinopteri, Scombriformes, Scombridae. Gene Ontology annotation, biological process: regulation of transcription by RNA polymerase II.